This is a messenger RNA of Ascoidea rubescens DSM 1968, 7928 nucleotides long. RefSeq names its product Utp20p (gene UTP20). Bases 1 to 7794 code for a protein of 2597 amino acids. Gene Ontology annotation, cellular component: 90S preribosome; small-subunit processome; nucleolus. Lineage: Eukaryota; Fungi; Ascomycota; Saccharomycetes; Ascoideales; Ascoideaceae. The transcript has 2 exons. The record is from RefSeq and is a predicted model, not a curated record.
AUGCGUAUUAAAGCAGGAACACAUAAGACAACAAAAUCUGCUAAGAGAUUUACAUUCAAGUCGUUUGCUGAGCAAAUUGACUCCAUCAACAUCAGCUCAUCUUUGAAGCUAGCAAAUAACAACCACAACAGAAACUAUAUCAACACAAAGGAAAACUCUUCAAAGGACUUUUCCUACUAUAUUUCAACUUUGGAACACUGGAAAGAAAUCAAUCUAUCAAACAACUUCAACGAGUUUCUAUUGAAAACAGACUCCUUUUCUCAAAGUUUACCUCAGAUUUUGCACCACAAAUCCAUAAUAUUUAAAGCUUUAAAGCAUUAUCUAUUGAAAAAUGAUCCCAAUUCUUUAGAGGCUCUACUAGAUCUCUUGAUUCAAUUUAUCCAUGACUUGAACCAUGAAUUUUUGCAGUUUUAUAAAGAAACCAUCCAGUUAUUGGCCCAACUAGUCGAAAUUAACUUGAAUCCUAGUUCAAAAGAUCCCAAUAAUAACAACCAAGAAAACUCUGAAUGUAUUGAAUGGUUAUUCACUUCUUUUGCUUUCAUUUUCAAGUACCUUUCGAAAAUCACCACAAGUAACCAAUCCACAAAUAACCAAGACGAUUAUUUUCUAAUGACUUUUGAAUUGUUAUUGCCCUUAUUAAAAGCAUCAAAGAAAAACUAUGUCAUCAAAUUUUUAUCCGAAUCUCUAUCAUUUUUAAUCAGAAAAUCCUCUACAGAUAACUUGAUCCAACUAAUAAAUUUAUCAUUUACUCAAACUGACUCUCUUUUGUACAAUAGCAAUGCAUUGAUUAUAAUGUUUACUGAAUCAGUUAAAAAUAUAAAAGGCUCCUACCAUUCAAAUUCCUUAAAAUUAAUUCCAAUCUUAUUAGAUCACUCGUUACUUAAAAACCCACAAAAUUCAAAUGAGGUAACGAUUAUUUCCGAUAUUUUCCUUCAAAUUAUUAACCAUGGCCAAAAAAACAAUUCCUCUAUAAUUUACGAAAUAAUAUUAAAAGAAUUAUCAAAUAUUUUGAAACACAACGUCACCGUUAAUCUGCUUUCAAUAAUUAAAAUACUAAUUUCUUUAGUAUUUUCCGAAGGUGGUAUUAAAAUAAAAUCUGAAAAUUGGUCUUCAAUAAAACAAAUUAUCGAUAUACUAAUUCAAAAAAAUAAUGAGAUUAACAAUGAGAUUAAUAAUAACAUUGAAAAUGACAACAAUGAUUUUAUAAACCAUUUAUCUUUAUUAUAUGCUAUCAUAAUCAAAAACUCUGACAUAAAGUUUUUAAUUCAAUAUCAUAAUCAAAUAUUUAACUCAAUGAUCAAUUUAAAUCAUGGCGACAGUUUUUUGCCUUUUGUCGAAAUAUCAAUCGAAAUAGCACCAGAAAGAACCAUUUCCUUUGGCAAAAAAUUUAUACAAGAUUUUAUUUUGAAAAAUUGGCUCAUCGAUGACGUUGUUAAAAAAACUCAAAGGCAAAAACAAAUAGCUUUGUUUUUAAAUGAUUUAAAUGAUAAGAGUUUAAUCUCAACUGACUCGAAAUCUAUAUCAAAUUCAAAGAUUUCAAUUAUCAUAACCAGUGAUUUUUCUAAAGAUCUUAUCUCUAAUUUGAAGUUUGAAAAUGAUGGUUCCAAUUUUAAAGAUGAAAUAUAUUGGAGAUUAUUAAUUUUGAAAUUUGUGAAUCAAAUUGAUUUUUCCAAAACUUAUUUUAACAUCAUCAUUGAUCUUUUGAAUUCUAUAACUUCAAAUUCCUCUUCAAUUGAAAGCUUUAAUAAGGACAUUUAUGGAAAUAUACUAAGCUUUUUGUCUUCUCAAGUUUUAAAUGACUCUCAAAAUUCUAUUAUCCUAAAUCUUGUAAUUAAAGAUUUUGAUAGAUUGAAAGAAAGUUUAGUUUUUAUAAAUGCUACUUUACUGUUUCUAUCAAAAAAUAUCAAUGAAAAAAAUGCUCAAUCUUUCGAAAUUUUAAAAGAAAAUUAUAAAAAAAUUAUUAGUUCAGCUAGUAAAUUAUUGUUAUUUGCUAACCAUAAACUAAGAUACUUUGGAUUAUCUUUAAUUAUAAAAAUUUUUGAGCUUUUGAAAAUAAAACCCUUUUCGUUGCUAUCUCAAUGUUCGAUCAUUGAAGAAAUGCCAUUAAAUAUUGACACGAUUAGAGAUUUAACCAUAAGGAUAAGGUCUUUAGCUUCUGAUUAUUCAAAAUUUGAUGUCAAUUUCGAUGAAAAUUCACAAUUAGUUUCAUCUAUAAUAAUAAAUUAUAUAUUUGGUUUAUUAACAGUUAAGUUUCAACCUGUUGCAACUGCAAUUGGUGACAAUUUCUCCAUUUUUGCAAAAAAAAAUGAAACUGAACUAUGGAAUUUAGUUGAAUUUUUUUUAAAUUAUAAUUUUGAUAAUAAUAAUAGUCAAUCAGAAGAACAAAAAGAAGAUAAUAAUAAUGUAAACAAACAAAAAUUAAAUUACAAUAUGCACUCUUCUGAUUUUAAAUUAAAAAGUCAUUUUGAAGCUUGCAUUAAAUUUUUUAUUGAUUAUUCCUACAUCGAUCACUCUAUAGUGACAUACUCUAAAAAGCAAUCAGGGGAUUCUAAAUUUCCUGAGAUUAUCAGGAGUUAUAUAAUAAGAGCCUUAAUGAAGGUUCCGGAUUUAGCUCAAAAACAUUCUUCUUUCCUUGUUCCAUUUUUAUUGCAAAAAAGUGAUGAUUUUGAAAAUGAAUUCAAAGAAAAAGGAUUAACUGAUUGGCCAUUAAGUGAUAUUAAUUUAUUAUUAAAACUAUUUUCCAAAUUUUCUCAUAUUAAAAAUAUUUCAAAAAAUCAAUUGGUUUACAGUCAUUUGCUUUCUCUUUUAUGUAGUCAAAACAAUAAAAUAAGAAAGUUGGCUUUAGAAUGUAUCAUUAAUUGGAAAAACCAGCAUAUUAACAAAAGUGCUGAAAAUCUAAGAAAUUUACUUGAUCCUACUUUGUUUAAAGAUGAAAUUAUAAAGUUCAUUGUGAAGGGAGAUAAUAGUGUAAUUGAAGAGGAAGAUCUUGUUUAUGUGAUGCCAUUGAUUUUGAGGAUUUUGUUUGGUUGUUCUCAAAAUUCAAAAAAUAGUGAUUCCAAACAAGGAAGAAAAUUUGCUGUUAUUAGUAUACUACCAAAUUUAGAAGAAAAACACAUUAAGGACUUUCUCAAAUUAGGAUAUGAUAAACUUCCCUAUGAACCCAUGUUCAAUGUUCAAGAUGCAGUGAUUAACUUCUAUUUAGAAAAUACAUCAGAAAGAUUGCUAAGAAAAAUGAAUGGUUUUACAAAUGUUCUGUUUGAGACCAUUAAAACCCUUGGUUACUCUUCCCAAGAAUCUUUGACAACAAUUUUGAAACCUUUGAUUUUUUGUUUGUCAUACUGUCAAGCAGCCAUUGACAACAAAACAUGUUUAACUUCGAAUAAUUUGGAAAAAUCUGCUCGUUUGACAAGACAAAUGGGCAUGAAAUGUUUGCUUUCACUAUUUUCUAUUGAUUUAAAAAGUUUACAAAACUAUAAAGAUAUAAUUUACCAAUAUAUUGUUCAGCCUCGUCUUGAAAAAUUUGACACUGAGAAUCUCCAACAACCUUCUUCUUUGUUAAAUGUCCUUAUAAAUUGGGCUAGCAAUAGUGACUAUUAUUCAUUUCUUUAUAUUGACGAUUUUUCUCCCACAAAAGCUAUUCUAGAUUUGAUGCUAAAUGAGAAUGCCAAAGAGACUGUGGUUUUGAAGUGUGUUGAAUUCUGUACUUCAAUCAUAUCGAACGUUAAUUUGGAGGAUGAUCAUUAUAUUGAAUUAACUGCUUUAGUUAUUGAUGCUGUUCUUAAUGCAUCAGAGACAUUUGCCAAAUUGACAAAUCCUGAUGUAAACUCAAAGGUUAUUAAUAUCUUGUAUUUAAUAAUUAAUGGUGGGUAUUUGACUAAUGAUAAUUUAAUAAAACAAAUUAUCCACUUAUUAGUUGAAAAUAUUGACAAGUCUUACAGAUCAAUCAAGGUUGAUGAUAAAAUUAAAAUUUUUGAGUCAUUAACAAAUUUAAUAGCUGAGUUUGACUGUUCAUUUGAUGAUAUUGCUUUUUUGUAUAAAUCAGUUUCUCGUUAUUUCAAAGUAAGCCGUGAAAAUGCUAUUAGAGAAAAAUUGGUCUCAGUGAUGUCAAUGAUAGGCAAAAAAUUUCUCUUAUUCAAGGAAGUUUCUGAUUUAGUGGCUGAUCUUAACAGCUUUGGAACCAGAUUAAACGAAAAGGAUCAUUUGAAACGUCACAGUGCUUCUGAACUCAUUAAUGAAAAACUAUACCAGAGUUUUAGUGCUGAACAGUGGUUGCCACUUGUAUAUAAUGCAUUGUUUUUUAUCAAUGACGGCGAAGAGUUAUCCUUUAGAAAGGAUUCUUGUUUAACAUUGUGCAGGUUUGUGGAUUGUUUUACCAAUAAGAAUUCUUCAGAUAAAGCUGAACCUUAUAUUCAGUUGUUGAAAAAGGUGAUAUUACCUGAUUUGCGAGUUGGUUUGAGGUCAUCUAAUAUAUUAAUUCAAACCGAAUAUAUUCUAUUUUUCCAGCAUAUCAUAGCUCAUGCUAAAUAUUUGGAUGAUUUUGCCGAUUUAAAAAUUUUGUUAAGUGAGGAAAAUGAAGAGAGAAACUUUUUUAUGAACAUGACUCAUAUACAACUACAUCGUCGUCAAAGGGCACUCAAAAGAUUGAGGGAAGUCUCUUCAAAUAUAUCUGCACCCAAUAUAGCCCAUUAUAUUCUUCCCAUGAUUGAACAUUAUGCUUUCUCAAUUGAUCCAAACUUCAACAACAUAACCGAUGACACAAUUGAAACUAUUAAAGUAUUAUCUAGCUGCCUUGCAUGGAAUCAAUAUAAGGCUUUGGCUAAAAGAUACAUUUCCUAUUUUAAAAAAAGAGAUGAUUUGUUCCGCAAUGCUAUCAGAGUUAUCAUUGGUAUUUCAAAAUCCCUUCUAGACUCGAAAAGAUCAAGAAUUAAUGGGGCUUCUCUGAUUAUCAAGAAUUUACCAGUAAAAAACGACGAUAUUGAUAACUUUGUGAUGCAUGACAUGCUUCCUGUUAUGAACAAAAUACUAAUUGAUCGUGAGGAGGAGUUUGUGCUUUUAAGAGUGCCAAUUGCAGAAGCUAUGACAUCUUAUAUUUUAUGUUUAAAUGACGAGUUAAUAACUAAUGAGUUUCCUGGAUUUUUAACCAAAGUUUGUCAUAUGCUUCGAAGUAAAUAUAAUGACUUACGUGAUGUUGUUAGAAAGAGUUUGAGCAGAAUGGCUCAUAUUAUGGGUGCUGGAUAUUUGAACUUUUUGUUAAAAGAAAUGAAAACUGCAUUAGCUCGUGGUUCUCAAAUUCAUGUUUUGAGUUAUACCCUCCACUCUUUAUUAAUUUCCUUAAAGAGCAAUCUUAAACAUGGAGAUUUGGAUGAAUCAGCAUAUAUUAUUUCAUCGAUUGUAAUGGAUGAUAUAUUUGGCGAUGCAGGAUCAGAAAAGGAUGAGGAAAAUUACAAGACUCAAAUGAAGGAAGUAAAGGCCAGAAAAAGUGGAGAUACAGCUGAAAUGUUGACUAAUAACAUAUCUUUAAAUGCUUUUAAAUAUGUUGUUGAGCCUAUUAAACGAUUAUUAGGUGAAACACUUUCCGCCAAGGACCAAAAUAAACUAGAUGAUUUGUUAAAAAGAUAUUCUGCUGGUUUGAUACACAAUGAACAAUCCUCAACUAAAGAUGCUCUUUUAUUAUGCUAUGAACUAUACUAUGAAUCCUCUAAUAAUCCUUUUACUGAAAAAAGGAAAGCUCAGCAGUUACUUGAGUCUGAAGAUCAUUUUAUUGUGAAUCUUGAUGCAAAAUCUCAAAAAUUACAUUUACAAGAAAGUAGAUAUUAUUCAAUUACAUUGAAGAGAUUUUCAUUUGAAUUUCUAUUAUCUAUAUUAAAAAGAAAUAGUUCAUUGGUAACAGCUGGAAAUUUAGCUGAAUUUGUUCCUUUGUUGAGAAAUGCUGUUGACUCACAAGAUGAAAAACUUAUUGUUUCAUCGCUAAAAGUUUUAAACGUUAUUGUCAAAGUCAAUUUCAGUGAUAAAGAAAUUAAAAAUUUCAAAUUUAUUGCUAGAAAAUGUUUAGUAUUGAUUAAAGACUCCCCGUUAACAAGCUCAAAUCUUUGCCAGGCAUGUUUAAGGUACUUGAGUGCAGUAAUUCGUAAUAGAGAAGAGAUUCAAUUAAAGGAAACUGCCAUUAGUUACAUACUAGUACGAUUGCAACCAGAUUUGGAAGAACCUGAGAGACAAAGUUUAGCGUAUAAUUUUUUGAAGGCAGUUGUUUCCAAACAUUUGAUGGUUCCAGAGGUAUAUGAUACGUUGGAUAAAGUCAAGCAGAUUAUGGUAACCAAUCCAUCAAAAGAAACCCGAGAUGUUUCAAGAAGCAUCUACUUUCAAUUUUUAAUGGAAUAUGAUCAGAGUAGAGGAAGAUUAGAAUCACAGUUUAAAUUUUUAGUAAAUAAUUUAAGUUAUAAAAUUCCAACUGGAAGAGAAUCUGUUAUGGAAAUAAUGCAUUCAAUUUUUCUUAAAGCAGACAAUAAUUUAAUUAUGAGAUUGUCAUCAAGUUUUUUUAUUGGAUUGAGUAAUGUUGUUUGCACUGACGAAUCUUCUAAAUGUCGUGCAAUGGCUAGUGAAUUGAUUAAAGAAAUUUUUCAAACAUUGGGCAAAAAUAAAUUAAUAACAAUUGAAGAUUAUAUGAUUUCUUGGGUGACUCAAUCGGAUAAUAAGCUAUUGUUAAGAUGCGGAUUACAAGUUUAUAAACUAUAUUUAGAAACAGUUGGAUUGCAUUUUAAUGCUAAGCUUGACGAAGUUGUAAUGAAGAAAAUUUGUCAAGUUUUUGAAACUGAUCAAAUUAAUUCAGUUGAUACUGAAUUGGAUGGAUUUAAUAGUAAAAAUGAAAAUUGGGAAUUGAUUUUUGUUUCCUUGAAUAUAAUCAAUACAAUUUUGGAGAACGAAAAAGAUAGCAAAGUCAUUAAUAAUAAUGUUAAUAAUAUUUGGGACAGUGUUGUUUCCCUAUUGUUGUAUCCACAUUCAUGGGUGAGGUUGGCCUCAUCUCAAAUAAUUAAUAAAUUUCUUCAAAGAAUCGAUAAAUUUAGUGAUAAUUAUAAAAUUCAAAACAUUGGAUAUAGAUUAAUUAGAUCAUUGGGUGCACCAUCAAUUGAUGAAAAUUUAGGUGAAGAAUUGGCAAAAAAUAUCACUCUUAUAGCUAAAUAUUGGGUUGAGAAUCAAACAUUAUAUAUUAAAAGAGCUGAGGAAGAAGAUGAUGAUGAAGAGACGAAUCAGAAUGGAGAGAUUGGCAAUAAUGGUAAUAAUAAAAACAAAAAAGCGGAUAGAAAAACCCACAAUCUCAGUGUUGAGUGGUUAAUAUAUAGAAUAAGUUAUAUCUUGAAAAAAGAUUACAAUUUCAAAAAACUAGUAACAUCAAAGAUAAAAUCGGUUGGGAUUUUUAAGUUUUUGAUUGAACGUUUAUCAGUUGAACAAAUAAUUGAAAACAAUGAGCUAAUAUUAUUACCGUUGUAUAAUUUAUCUGAAAUUGAAUAUGAAUUUGAAGGAGUAGAGGAUCUAAAAGCUGCCACAAGUGAAUGUCUUACAAUAUUAGAGAAAAGGAUUGGAACGUCUAAUUUCACAAAAAUAUACUCUGGUAUUAAGCAGAUUGUGGAAAAAAGAAGAAAAGAAAGAAAAAUGAAAAUGCAAAUUUUGGCUGUUUCCAACCCAGAAAUAGUUGCAAAGAGAAAGUUGAAAAAGCACGAAAGACAUCGUCAAAAAAGAAAAUUAGAUAAAGAUUCUAGUGGUCUUUAUCGUGUGAAAAAGAUGAAGGUUUCCAAAUAAGGAUUUUUUGUAAUAUUUUUAAUCGUUUUUGUUUUAUUUUAGUCAUUUUUGUUUUUUUAAUUCUAUUUAAUUCUAUAGAGAUAUACUCUUUCGAUUGGUAUUUCCGUUGGCUCUGAAUUUCAACCGACAUGAUU